Messenger RNA from Arvicanthis niloticus (Nile rat), 3912 nucleotides. It is a transcript of the gene Xtbd1, whose product is annotated as CDKN2A interacting protein N-terminal like. The record is from RefSeq and is a predicted model, not a curated record. Lineage: Eukaryota; Metazoa; Chordata; Mammalia; Rodentia; Muridae.
GGGCGUGUCGGGAAAGCGGCGGGCUGGUGCGAUCCUUGGCGGCGGCGGCGGCGGCGGCGGCAGCGGCGGCAGCGGCAGCGGUAGCGGUAGCGGCUGCGGCAGCGGGAGCCAUGGUGGGUGGCGAUGCCACCUCCGCGGUGGAGAAGCUAGUUUCCGGCGUGCGGCAGGCCGCCGACUUCGCCGAGCAGUUCCGUUCCUACUCGGAGAGUGAGAAGCAAUGGAAAGCGCGCAUGGAGUUCAUCCUGCGCCACCUGCCUGACUACCGAGACCCACCCGACGGCGGCGGCCGCCUGGACCAGCUGCUGUCCUUAUCUAUGGUCUGGGCCAACCACCUCUUCCUGGGUUGCAGUUACAAUAAAGACCUUCUGGACAAGGUGAUGGAAAUGGCUGAUGGGAUUGAAGUGGAAGACCUGCCACAGUUUACAAGCAGAAGUGAACUAAUGAAAAAGCAUCAAAACUAAGGCAGAUCCCCACAUUUCCACCCUGGGGACAGACUCAGAAAGGAGGCCAGGGUGAAGGUGACUGAACAUUGGCAGCUCUUGAGAUUCCUGGUAUUUGCAGCAUAGAGGCAGCUGGAACAGAAGGGGACGGGGCUCAAGGGCUUCAAAGAAGUCUUCAUUCUUCCAAGACUGCUGUAAAAAUAUACGCGCAUAUUUAUGAUUUCAUACAUGGCGGACUCUCAGAUUUCAUCAGGAUUGUCAGAGCUAAACUUGGUUUGAAAUAACAAUGUUGCUAUAACAAUGACAGCUGAUAAAUUUUAUAAUUUGAUUUUUUUUAAAACAGAGUACCUGUAAACAUAAUUCUUGUUUUUGCCGUACCCCACCCAUUUCUGUCCUGAGGCAAGGCAGGUCAGGUCCUCUGUGUCCUUAUUUCUACCUGAACACUCUAUACUUGUACGGCACCGCUGAUGGCCACCAAAGGACUCUGCACUAACCAACUGUGUCACUGGAGCACCGCCACUGCUGGGCUCAGGGACCUUUGUGUAAGAAGUGGGAAUCAUAGUGCAGACUUGAAGUAGCAGAGCUAGCUCAGAGGUAGGAGGCAACGUACAAAAAGGCAUCUAGCCUCAACUGAAAACUCACUGAGGGCUAGAGACGUAGCUUGGUAGAGUCCUGGCGUAGCAUGCUUGAGGUCCUGGGUUUGGUCCCUAGUAUUUCAAAAAGAGAAGAACAUAGCUAGUUAGAUUAAAAAUUGAUGAAAGUAUAUAUAUGGCUUUGUUCAGCCAACCAGAUGAUUUCUAGGUACUAGAUGCCUAUGUGCCUGCAUUUUUGUUUCUAGAAGGCUUUCACACUUGAAGAAGUAACUGCCUUGCAUAUCGCUUCUGGGUUGCAGUGCAAUCCUGCUUUGCUCUGAGAUGGUGGUACCGGCAUUCCACCUGACAGCUGACAUACGUGUUCUGAUUCCCCUUCCAGUUCCUUGUAUUUAGUCACCAUUAGAGCUGCGGGACUCAUCAGUGGCAGGCCCAUUAUGGCCAGAAAGACAGUGGGGUCUGCCUUAGCAUCAUCUGCUGGAUACAGGAAAUUGGACACCCAGAAGCUGGGGCCACUGGUGUUUGGCAUCAGAGCAGUGGGACACAUUCUUGUUUGUGGCUUGAGAUAAAGGCCACAUCUUUAUGUGGCUUCAGCUCCAGUCCCCAGUGACCAUUGAUUUGAUCCCUUGGACAAGCUUCUCCAGACAAUGAAAGACUGCCUGUCACAGGGUAAUGGCAAGGUGGUGACUGUUGGAGGGGGGAGCUCUGUGCUCACUGAGCUGAAACCUCAUUUUCUCAGAUGCAGAAGGCUUCAUUCUAAUCAUCUGUGCAGAUUUGUGAGGCUUAAAAUCAAAAUGCACUUUCCAUAGAUUGAUUUUAUUUUCCGUCUACAACCCCCAAUAAAACAGCUUUUCCAUUGAAUGAAGUUAGAUUCGAGUUCUCUGAUUUCUUCCAUAAACCUCCAGUUUACUUACUUCAUGUAAGUAUUUGGACAACGAAUCCAGAAGUAAAGCCACCUGCAGACAUGCUGUCUUGAGCCCAGCAUGGCACAGUUCUGUUGCCUUCCCUUCUCUGUUCUUUUUGCUCUUCGUGGUUUUGGUUUUCUUCAUUUCCUCAGCUAAGCUGCCUAUCUUUCUUCUCAUUUUUAUAACUUAGUGGCUGACUCACUUAUGAAAUUAGUAUUGUAUUCUUUAUGUAUUCCUUCCCAAGCUUGAAGUUAAGAUGAGAUCAUGCAGAGGAACUUAAGCACACCUCCAAGGCAUGCCCAGGAGAGGACUUUGAAAAGUGUGUAUCAGGGCACAGGAAGUGAGUACAGAAGUUUCAGAUAUGAAGGGCUCAUGCUGGUGAUGCUAAAAUUGCACUCUGUAAUAUUCCUGAGAAGUUAAUUUGGGAGAGUACACAUGGGUCUUUAGAGACAAUAAUUUCAGAACUUAGAAACCACAUUUUAGUCAUGGAGAAAUUGCUUCCUUCAACAAAUACUGAAGAAACGAAACCUCUUGAUUUUGUGUGUGUGUGUGUGUGUGUGUGUGUGUGUGUGUUGUGUGAAAUGAACUUCCAAGUUCAUUCUUUCUGAAAGAUUACACUCUUGGGCCAGGUGGGGAAAGGUUAGGAUGGCUAGGCAGUCUGCGGCAGGUACUUAUCAAUAAUGGAGGGGGCGUGGCACCCACACUCACUCUGAAAGCUGGCUGGGGAAGUCCACAGCAUCGCCUAGACAUACUCAAAGCCCUGCAAAACCAAAGACUAGAAACUAAUAAUGGGUCUGUUGCCUGCCUUAGAUGUGGGCUCCUUUGUCCUGGAGGUGAGCCUGUGAGCCAGGGUCCUGACAAACAGGACUUCUCUUAUUGGAGAACUGUGUGGGAAGCCAGUGUCUGCACAUAUUUGGCACGACUUUGCUUGUGUCUUGUCUUGGGUUUCCUCUCUGAGAAGCUGGGACAUGUUGGAACCAAAGCUUUUGACAAACUUGGGCUCACACAAAAGACAAGCAAGUUUCUAUAAGUGCUUUGCUCUCCCAUCCCACCACAGGGCUUCAACGGAGAUGACCUUUCUAUAGAGAGGGAGCAGCAACAUGUGGCCUUCAAAGAGCAAGCAGGAGGUACUGAGCAGCAAGCCACCAACCAAGUACAAAUCCUCGAAGUGGCACAUCUUGGCUAAGGCUCUGUUGGGUACUUGCAGCCCCCAGCCCCAAACACUAGGUAUCUUGGGACUCAAUAGCUCUGUGUCUGGGGUCCUGAGCUCUUUGGUAUGUCAGUAUGCUCCUUGUCCUGCACUGUGUUCACAGCCUGUGACCGGCCUGUCCCACAGAUUCCUGCAAAACACUAGGUUCUCCUUCACUCCGGCUAGAGUUCUAGGCUGACUGCCCUACUUCUACUUAAACCUUAGGUUUUAAGCAUCUCAGCUGCUAAGUCAAUGAUUUGUGCUUCCCUCCACUUUUUGUAUUCAAUUAUCUUUACAACUUGUUAAAUUUUCUAAUUGUUUUUGUAUUGAGACAGAGCCUCAGUAUAUAGCCCAGGCUAGCCUGGAAUUUGCUAUGUAGCCCUCACCACAAAUAGGCCUCACAAAGAUCUGUCUGCCUCUGCCUCCUAAAUGCUGGGUUGAAAGGUGUGCACUGUAGACCCCACAGGUCCUCUGCUAUCUUCUGGGCUUCGUAUCUAGGCCUGUGCCUGCCCAGGCCAGCUGCAAAGAGAGCCGUCUCCAUUUUCCUUUGGUAUUGUGUGUUGCUGCUCUGAUCACUGGAUCCUUGAUGCUGACUGUGGCCACCUGACAAGCUGUUGCAUGCUGAAGAUCCAAUUUGCCAAGGCGUCUUCGUGGGCUGGGGUUGAAUGCCUGCCUACAGUUGCUCAAUGUCUUCUUUGAACUGUGAAGGGGGCACUGUCAGGAGCAGUCAUGUAUCUAGUCAAAUGAUCCUUAAAAAUGAAAUAACAUUAAAUGUCACACUCUGUGGA